Molecule: messenger RNA, 982 nt
Organism: Cornus florida
Lineage: Eukaryota; Viridiplantae; Streptophyta; Magnoliopsida; Cornales; Cornaceae
Product: probable 26S proteasome regulatory subunit p27
Exons: 5
Coding region: 105-869 (254 amino acids)
Biological process (GO): proteasome regulatory particle assembly
Cellular component (GO): cytoplasm; nucleus
Molecular function (GO): protein binding
Source: RefSeq, a predicted model, not a curated record
GCCUGCUCUCUAGUCCCUUGUUUCAUACUUUCAGUACAGUUUUGUGUGUAUAUUGGAGCUCUCUCAAACCCUAGACCGAAAUACUGAUAACUAUCAAAGAGAAGAUGGUGGCAACGAAUUUGAAAGCAGAGACAAUGUCUUUAAUGGAGAAAAGGAGUUCGUUGGAGGCCGAGAUGAACGUCAUCAUCGAGCGCCUCUGUCAACCUGGCGGUCCCGGACUUUCUGGCAAUCUUGUCGAUUCCGAGGGGUUUCCUAGGUCUGAUAUCGACAUCCCAACUGUCCGAGCGGACCGGCAUCGGCUUGCUGAACUCCGAAAUGAUCACAAGGAUGUUACAGGGAAAAUAGAUGAAAAUAUACAAAUGCUGCAUUCGGCCAGGCUUGCUCCUAAAUCUUCACCCUUCAAAGAUUCAGGUAAUAUUGAAGGGUCAAGUAAUCAAUACCCACUUGUUGUCAAUGCUGGUACAUUGACCUCUUCCAACAAUGUUCUUCCGGGUGAUGCCAUUAGUGCUAUGGAUGUGGAUGUAACUGCUAGCAUACCCUUUGCAAUGGUCGAUGAAAUAGCUGAUACUUCGCCUGCAGCAGAAGAUGGUCUACAACUUGGAGAUCAGAUUGUGAAAUUUGGGAAUGUGGUUGCUGGCAAUGAUUUGCCACGAAGGCUUGCUUCUGAAGCACAGACUAAUCAGGGCCAUGCUAUACCUGUAGUGAUUAUGAGGCAAGGCUCACUUGUCAACUUGACGGUGACGCCUAGAUCAUGGCAAGGCCGGGGCAUCUUGGGGUUUCGUGGAUUGCUUGCAGAUGUCAUUUCCGAAUCCUGUGAUGGGUGCUAUGUUGUGUCGUUGCAGCCGGAAGACAAUGUUUGGAUAGACUAGUUUGAACAUUUAAUUCUCUGUUUGCCUAUCCAUUACUAUAAGAUUGGUAUUAAGCUGUUCUAUCAUCCAUCUACUUAAUCAUAUCUUAUAUGUCUGAUGAGUUCUAUUUUCUA